UGAAAGGGGUGGAGAGAAGGGGGCGGAAAUGGGAAGAAUGUGAGGAAAAGAAAGGCUUGGAAGGGGACGUAUGGUGACAGCAGCAGAAAGAGAAAGUUACUGGGAGGAAGAGGAGAAGGAGUAAGGCUGGCAGUAAGUGAAGAGCAAGAGCAGGUGGGAGAGGAAGAAAGCUGAAAGCUGACACAUGGCUAACUGCUCUCAGUUCAAGAAAGUCUAUCUCAGGCUCCUCUCCACUUGCCUUAUACACGUCAUCAAAGCGGUACCCCGCUGCAGUGUCACAGAAUGCCUGGAAGGAACCUAUUGCUGUGAACCUGAGUCUAAAACCUACCUGGACUACAGUUGGUAUGGGCCCCUGUUCAUAUGCAUGCUGGUAGUGUUCUCUGUGCUCUGUCUCUGCGGGAUCUGUAAUAAUGGAUGCCAGUCCCAGUCUCGUUCUGCACCCCCGUCUCCAUCUCCAAGAGGAAUACCCAUGAGAGAUAUGUGGGCACCACCGCCUUAUAGUGAAGUAACAUCCAAACCUUUCCUUUACCCCCCCAGUGAUGCCAGUCCCCCGUCCUACCACAGUGUCAUCCAGGACCCAAGGACACCUGCCCUCCAGCAAGGAGAAAGCUGACACCAGACUAUGCUGAAAGUGGUGCCCACACAAUAGGUCAUGAACAAAUGAUAGAUCAGCUGCAGUGCUAGGAAAGACCAGAAGUGGAGCAUAAUAACACUUCAUGGAAGUGGCAUAACGAGCUUCUGGAGGAAUCACAGGAAGAAGAGGAAUGAAAAAUGGAAAUCAUAUGGAGUAAUAGGAAGUGUCAUAUGGAGGCGCUUAAUGGAACACAAGGUAGUGUUAACUGUAGGCGGUAUUUGG
Xenopus tropicalis (tropical clawed frog) is the source of this 856-nucleotide messenger RNA. RefSeq lists its product as uncharacterized. Lineage: Eukaryota; Metazoa; Chordata; Amphibia; Anura; Pipidae. The transcript is spliced from 5 exons. The record is from RefSeq and is a predicted model, not a curated record. Bases 185 to 613 code for a protein of 142 amino acids.